AUGUCAACUAGAAAUUUGACUGAUCGUUCCCCAAUAGUUGGUGGUAGUUCUGAAUCAUCAGACUCUGACAGACCAAGAAAUCCAUUUUUACAAGAUGAAGAAAACUCAGUUGAAGAUUUAAGUGAUGAUUCAAGAUCAAACUUACAACAAUCAAAUGUUUCAAAGCCUUAUAUUGAUUAUUCAGGUUAUUAUAGCCAACAAGGGUCAUCAUCAGCUUCAUUGACUCCAAAUAACCAAAACUCAUAUUCUUCAUCAAAUAUUUCAGGUAUGAACCAACAACGUCAUUUAUCAGUCAAUAAUGAUAUUUAUUCACCACCUGAAUAUGAUAGAUAUCCAACUUUAGGGGGCUCAAGAGUUGCCUCUAUGGCUCCAUCAGUUAGCUCUACAACAAAUCUUGUGGAACAUCAAAAAAAACACUCCAUGGUCUCAGAUAGAUCUUCAACUUCAGAUGGUUCUUCUAAUCCUUUCAUGGCUGAUGCUGAUUUUAGUCCUUUUGGUGGUUAUCCAGCUUCUUCUUUCCCAUUACAUAUAGAUGAAAAAGAACCUGAUGAUUACAUACAUAAUCCAGAUCCAAUUGCUGAUGCUUAUUUAGACAAACAUAGAUUUUUGAAUGAUUUCAAAAACAUGGAUAAAAGAUCUGGUGGUGGUCUUUUCGGUUUAUUAUUCUUAUUACUUGGUGCCAUUGCCAUUUUCAUCAUUUUACCAGCUUUAACUUAUUCAGGUGUUGUGGAUCAUGGUAAACCAACUGUUAUCGAAAUAUUAACAUUUUAUAGCUAUCCACAAUUAAGUGCUAUUAGAACAAGUUUAGUUGAUCCAGAUACUCCACAAGAUGCCUAUGAAAAAGAAUCUAGAAAUGGUGAUAAAUGGAAAUUAGUUUUCUCUGAUGAAUUUAAUGCUGAAGGUCGUACUUUCUAUGAAGGUGAUGAUCAAUUUUGGAAUGCACCAAAUAUUCAUUAUGAUGCUACACACGAUUUAGAAUGGUAUGAUCCAGAUGCAUCAACUACAAUUAAUGGUACAUUAACUUUGAGAAUGGAUGCUUUUGAAAAUCAUGAUUUAUUUUACAGAUCAGGUAUGUUACAAUCAUGGAAUCAAAUGUGUUUUACACAAGGUUAUUUGGAAGUUUCAUCUAAAUUACCAAAUUAUGGUAAUGUUACAGGUUUAUGGCCAGGUAUUUGGACUUUAGGUAACUUAGCUAGACCAGGUUUCUUGGCUUCUGCUGAAGCUGUUUGGCCAUAUAGUUACGAUUCAUGUGAUGCUGGUAUUACACCAAAUCAAUCUUCUACAGAUGGUAUCAGUUAUUUAUAUGGUCAAAGAUUAAGUGCUUGUACUUGUGACGGUGAAGAUCAUCCAAACCCAGGUACUGGUAGAGGUGCUCCAGAAUUAGAUAUCUUAGAAGGUGAAGUUGAUACUACUUUAGGUACUGGUUUAGCUUCUCAAUCAUUCCAAGUUGCUCCUUAUGAUAUUUGGUAUAUUCCAGAUUAUGAUUAUGUUGAAAUUCACAAUCAUAGUACAACUGUCAUGAAUACAUAUACUGGUGGUCCAUUACAACAAGCUGUCUCUGCCGUUACUACAUUAAACCCAGCUUGGUAUGAAUUUGGUGAUACUGAUGGUCACUAUUUCCAAAAUUAUGGUUUAGAAUAUUUGAAUGACAAUGAUGAUGGUUAUAUUAGAUGGCACGUUGGUCAAGAUCCAACAAUGACUUUACAUGCUACAGCAUUACAUCCAAAUGGUAAUAUUGGUUGGAGACGUAUUCCAAAAGAACCAAUGUCAAUUAUCUUAAACUUGGGUAUUUCAAAUAAUUGGGCUUAUAUUGAUUGGGCUUCUAUUAUGUUUCCAGUUACUCAUCAAAUUGAUCAUGUUCGUUUAUAUCAACCAGAAGAUCAAGUCGAUGUUACUUGUGAUCCAACUGAUUAUCCAACUUAUGAUUACAUUCAAAGCCAUAAGAAUGUCUAUUAUAAUGCAAAUCUUACAACUUGGAAAGAUGCUGGUUAUGAUUUCCCAAAGAACAUAUUAACUGGUAACUGUAAGAGUUCACAUUAUAACGGGCCAACUGGCGCUCAAGCAGAUGGUCAAACAUAA
Messenger RNA from Hansenula ciferrii, 2079 nucleotides. It is a transcript of the gene KRE6, whose product is annotated as SKN1/KRE6 family beta-glucan synthesis-associated protein. Gene Ontology annotation, biological process: fungal-type cell wall organization; (1->6)-beta-D-glucan biosynthetic process. The coding region runs from base 1 to 2079 and encodes 692 amino acids. The record is from RefSeq and is a predicted model, not a curated record. The transcript has a single exon. Lineage: Eukaryota; Fungi; Ascomycota; Saccharomycetes; Phaffomycetales; Wickerhamomycetaceae. Gene Ontology annotation, molecular function: glucosidase activity. Gene Ontology annotation, cellular component: endoplasmic reticulum membrane; plasma membrane.